GUGUGUGUGUGAGUGUGUGUCGGAGAGAGAGCGAGAGAGAGUUUUUUUCAUUCUGCUCUUUCCUCCUGUUCCCUCUCUCUUUAGGCAAGCAGAGCGCAGUGGGACUGAGUGAGGAGGAGACGUGCGCACACCACAGCCACUCCACACAACCAAGGCAGGAGAAGAGUUUGCCAGGAGACAAUAAGAGCAAAAGAACCGUUUUUUGGGGGGGGAUAGGAAACUCCAAAAGAAAACUACAAGACGAAAACAAAAAACAAAAAAGGAAUUUGCCUUGCUCAACUCCUCAAAGGAAAUUAUAUUGUUUUAUUAUCUUGCCUGACAAUAUAGACUUUUUUUUUUUUAGUGGGACUUCUUAGGAGGUGGACAGGAAGAAAUAAGUCAGGCUGGGAUGGUGUUGACAAUGCCAGGCAAAAGGAUGUAUUUUGGCCCGCUGGAGCUGUGCGCGUGGGGCGUGAUGCUGUGCGCCUUGCUGCCGGCCAGCGCGGCCGCCUGCCCUGCCCUGUGUACCUGCAGCGGCACCACAGUCGACUGCCACGGACUGGGGCUCAGGACCAUGCCCAGGAAUAUCCCACGUAACACCGAGAGGCUUGAGCUGAAUGGAAACAAUCUCACACGCAUCACCAAGACUGACCUUGCCGGGCUCAAAUACAUCCGAGUUCUGCAACUGAUGGAGAAUCAGAUUACCGCCAUCGAGCGUGGGGCUUUUGAUGACAUGAAAGAGCUCGAGAGACUGCGCCUGAACCGUAAUCAAGUGCAGCAGCUUCCAGAGUUGCUCUUUCAGAAGAACCCUGGCCUGUCUCGUCUGGAUCUGAGCGAAAACCUUAUUCAGUCCAUCCCAAGAAAAGCUUUCCGAGGAGCUACAGACAUCAAAAACCUUCAGCUAGAUAAAAACCACAUCGGCUGCAUCGAGGACGGCGCCUUCAGAGCCUUGCGAAGCUUGGAAGUGCUAACCCUGAACAACAACAACAUCAGCAGCAUCCCCGUUUCCAGCUUUAACCACAUGCCCAAACUGCGAACCUUCCGUCUCCACUCCAAUAAUCUCAACUGUGACUGUCAUCUGGCCUGGCUUGCCCAGUGGCUCCGACAGCGGCCUACCAUUGGUCUGUUCACUCAGUGCACGGCACCGCCCGAGCUCAAAGGUCUCAAUGUGGCCGAGGUUCAGAAACACGAAUUCAGCUGUUCGGGCUACCAGGAUUCAUCCAGUCCACAACCCUGCAACACAGGGGGCGGAUCUUGUCCCGCUAUGUGUACGUGCAGCAACAAUAUUGUGGACUGCAGAGGGAAGGGUCUGACUGACAUCCCAGCCAACCUGCCGGACAGCAUGGCCGAAAUACGUCUGGAGCAGAAUGGGAUCAAGACAAUUCCUCCAGGAGCUUUCUCUCCCUACAAGAAACUGCGCAGGAUAGACCUGAGCAACAACCAGAUCUCGGAAAUCGCUCCAGACGCCUUCCAGGGUCUGCGCUCCCUCAACUCACUCGUGUUGUAUGGAAAUAAGAUCACCGACCUGCCCAAGGGUGUCUUUGAUGGCCUCUAUGCCCUGCAACUGCUUUUGCUGAACGCCAAUAAGAUUCACUGCAUCCGUGCCAACACCUUCCAGGACCUGCAGAACCUCUCGCUGCUGUCGCUCUAUGACAACAAGAUCCAAAUCUUGACCAAGGGCACCUUCGCGUCACUGCGAGCUAUACAAACCCUCCACCUGGCCCAGAAUCCAUUCAUCUGCGACUGUAACUUGAAGUGGCUGGCCGACUACCUGCGCUCCAACCCCAUCGAGACCAGCGGCGCCCGCUGCGCCAGCCCCCGUCGGCUGGCCAACAAACGCAUUGGACAAAUCAAAAGCAAGAAAUUCCGUUGCUCCGCCAAGGAGCAGUACUUCAUCCCAGGUGCCGAGGAUGCCCGACUGAAUAACGCCUGCAACAGCGAUCCGGUGUGUCCUCCCAAGUGCCGCUGCGAGUCUAAUGUGGUGGACUGCUCCAACCUGAAGCUCACCAAGAUCCCUGAGCACAUCCCGUCAUCCACCACUGAGCUGCGCCUCAACAACAAUGACAUCACCACUCUGGAGGCCACCGGCAUGUUCAAGAGCCUUACCCAGCUCAAGAAAAUCAACCUGAGCAAUAACAAAAUCACAGAGAUUGAAGACGGCGCUUUCGAAGGCGCCUCGUCCGUCAACGAGCUUCACCUCACAGCCAAUCAGAUUGACACGGUCCGGAGUGAGAUGUUCCGUGGCCUGGAAGGGCUGCGCAUGCUAAUGCUGAGGAACAACAAGAUCAGCUGUAUCCACAACGACAGUUUCACCGGCCUCCACAACGUGCGUCUGCUGUCUCUCUACGACAACCAGUUGACCACCAUCACGCCUGGAGCCUUCGAUACCCUGCAGACCCUCUCCACCCUGAACCUUCUGGCUAACUCCUUCAACUGCGACUGCCGGCUGUCUUGGCUGGGAGACUGGCUGAGGAGCAAGAAGAUCGUCACGGGGAACCCUCGCUGCCAGCGUCCGGCAUUCCUCAAGGAGAUCCCCUUGCAGGAUGUAGCGCUGCCCGAUUUCCGUUGCGAGGAAGGCCACGAAGACUCAAGCUGUGUGCCCAGACCUCAGUGCCCCAGCGAGUGCACAUGCCUGGAGACGGUGGUUCGCUGCAGUAACAAGCACCUCCGCACACUGCCUAAAGGAAUCCCCAGAAAUGUGACUGAACUGUAUCUGGAUGGAAACCAAUUCAGCGUGCUACCAAAGGAGCUGUCCUCCUUUAAGUUCCUUCAGCUGGUGGAUCUGAGCAACAACAAGAUCAGUUCUCUGACCAACUCUUCUUUCGCCAACAUGAGCCAACUCACCACCUUAAUCUUGAGCUACAACGCCUUACGCUGCAUUCCCAAAAUGGCCUUUAGUGGACUGCACUCCCUCCGGCUACUGUCUCUCCAUGGCAACGAAAUCUCCGAGCUUCCUGAUGGCAUCUUCAGUGACGUGUCCUCUCUUUCCCACUUAGCAAUCGGCGCCAAUCCACUAUACUGCGACUGCCGCCUGCGCUGGUUGUCGGACUGGGUCAAGACUGGAUACAAAGAGCCCGGCAUCGCCCGCUGCGCUGGUCCACGUGGUCUGGAGGGGAAACUUCUGCUCACCACACCAGCAAAGAAGUUUGAAUGCACGGGUGAGGUGGACACAACAGUGCUGGCCAAGUGUAACCCGUGUCUGUCCAGCCCAUGUCAAAACCAAGGCGUGUGUCAUAGCGACGCAGUCGACAUCUACAGGUGCAACUGUGCUCCGGGAUUCAAGGGCAAGAACUGCGAGACAGCUCUAAACGCAUGCGUGAACAACCCUUGUGCCAACGGAGGCCGAUGCCAAGUGGAUGAGGAAGUCGAGGGACAGUACAGCUGCACAUGUCCGCUGGGUUUCGAGGGCCCCACCUGCCAGACCAAUGUUGACGACUGCGAGGACAAUGACUGUGAGAACGGCGCCACCUGCAUGGACGGAGUCAACAACUACACUUGUUUUUGUCCACCCUACUACACAGGGGAGAUGUGUGAGGAAAUGGAGGACGUGUGCGCCCCAGGACGAAGCCCCUGCCAACAUCAGUCUACCUGCCUCAUCACUUCCUCCGGGCCCAAGUGCGUGUGCGCUCCUGGUUACGUGGGUGACGACUGCAGAGUGGACUACGACGAUUGCCAGGAGCAUCGCUGUCAGAAUGAAGCCCAGUGUGUGGACGAACUGAACGGAUACACCUGUCAGUGUGAGGAAGGCUACAGCGGUCAGCUGUGUGAGGUUCCUCCUUCGCCGUUAUCCCUGUGCGAGCUGGCCGACUGUCAGAACGACGCCCCCUGUGUGGAGCGGGGCGGCCGCGCCCUCUGCCAAUGCCCCCCGGAGUUUGGCGGACGGCGUUGCGAGAAACUAGUCAGCGUCAACUUUGUGGACAGAGACUCCUACCUGCUUCUCUCCGACCUCAAGAACUGGCCGCAGGCCAACAUCACUCUACAGGUUUCCACGGCAGAGGACAAUGGCAUCCUCUUGUACAACGGCGACAAUGAUCACAUUGCGGUGGAGCUGUACCAAGGUCACGUAAAGGUCAGCUAUGACCCUGGCAGCCAGCCCGGCCAUGCCAUCUACAGUGCCGAGACCAUCAACGACGGUCAGUUCCACACGGUGGAGCUGGUCACAUUGGACCAGAUGGUGAACCUGUCCAUUGACGGGGGCCUCCCCACCACCAUGGACAGCUUCGGGGCGGUGCGGCCCCUUAACGGAGAGGCUCCACUAUACGUGGGGGGGAUGCCGGUCGGCGUGCACCCAGGCGCCUUCCGUCUGUGGCAGAUCCAGAACAGCUCUAGUUUCCACGGCUGCAUCCAGAAUCUGUACAUCAACAACGAGUUACAAGACUUCACCAAGACCCAGAUGAAGCCCGGUGUGGUGCCGGGCUGCGAGCCCUGCAAGAAGAUUUACUGCGUGCACGGCAUCUGCCAGCCCGACGGCCUCCAGGGGCCCGUGUGCCACUGCCGGCCGGGCUGGGUUGGACCACAGUGCGACCUCCCGGCUGCCAACCCCUGUCAAGGCAGCAAAUGUGUCCACGGCCGGUGUAUCCCGCUGGACAGCGAGUCAUACCGCUGCGAAUGUAGCGAGGGCUACCGCGGUGCGUUGUGCAACCAACAAGGGGAACUGUUCAACCCCUGCCGCCGGCUUAACUGCAAACAUGGCCGCUGCCAGAUUUCCGAGACGGGAGACGCCUAUUGUCACUGCGAGAAUGGCUACACCGGGGAUCUCUGUGAUGCAGAGUCGGCGUGCCAGGGUGAGCCCAUGCGGGAUUUCUACCAGGUGCAGAGGGGCUACGCCAUCUGCCAGACGACACGCACCGUGUCCUGGGUGGAAUGCAGUGGCAUGUGCGAGACGGGAGCUUGCUGCGGCAGCCAGCGAAUGAAGCGUCGGAAAUACACCUUUGAGUGCAGCGACGGCAGCACCUUCAGCGAGGAGGUGGAGAAGAGCAUCAAGUGUGGCUGCGUGGGCUGUGCCGUCUAGACCGCAAUGGAAAUGAGAGAUUCUAAAGAGUAUAUAUAAAACCUCUAUCUAUAUAUUAUGGACUCUGAUGCUUGUAAAAUAGGACGUGCUUUGUGAGUUGCAGUAUCACAGAAUCUCAACUCAAAAGGCUCCAGAGAUUUUUUUUCCCCCCACAAACAGCAGUGAGGACAGUCUGUGGGGAGGAAUGAAAGGAGAGCUGGACUGUUGACCAAGCCGAGUACCACAUGAGAGGAAGUUGUUUGUCAACCACACACAUCCACGCACACGCGAAGAAGAUGUUCGAGUGGCACAUAAUCAAGUGCGGAUGCAGUGACUAACUGGGCUCCACAAGUCCCCCAGCAUGCAUUGGCCCCUCCCUCUAGCAGGGGCCUAUCUAGUGUCUCCUCUGCUUGACACCUGCAGUAUUAAAAACAAGAAGAGCAAAAACUUUGCUGAUAAAAAAACACAUAAAACUCUAUAAUUAAUUGAUUUGAUGUUUUUUUUCUGUUGAAUCAUCUUAAUUUCUCAUUUUUUUUGUUUGUUGUAUUUUAUUUCACCAUGUAACCUUCAAAAAAAGAAAUCUCCCCGUUUAUAUAGAAAAGCCUAACAGAUUCUAAUAUAUAUAUAUAUAAAUAUAUAUUUGUAUUUCUUUUGGGGUUUUUUGGUAUAGUAUUUUUCUAUGUUACGUGGAAGGUUGUUGGUAAAAGGCGCUGGCUUGGUCUUUUUACUUUAUAAAUAAUUUGCCCAACAUUUAAUGGCAAGUAGUAAUGGGCCACACACGCACACACACACAUUUAAAAAUACAAAAACUGAAUAUUUUAGGAAUGUUUAAUUUAGUAGUUCAAAUUAGACACAUUGCACAGGUUAAACAUAUGAAAAUAUUUUUCAAAAAACAAUUCUUACCUAAUUUCCAUAUUAAAAACGUUUUCGUUGUUGGUUACAUAAUACAAGAGAGUUUGUUGGAGUCAUCUGAAAUUUGGGUUUAUGUUAGCGGUAAGCCAUAAUCAUCCAAAUUUGAACGAAAUCAAAUCGUGAAAUAUUUUAUUGUGUGCAGUGAAUUGGAACUACUGAAAUAUAAAGAUUUUCCUAAAAUAUUCAAAUAUUUUGCAGUGCAUCUCUACACGUAACAGAGCCACUGCUGGUCUGCUCGAGAACUCUGUCAUUAAAUAUUGUAUAUGUCGUCUUCCGUGUGAAUAUUACAUCACAUUCAUGAGCACAUCGGCUUGUUUUCGCUCCUUUUCUUAUUUAUUUUUUCGUACAGCAAUGCGUUUAAUUGCAUUGCAUUUUUCCUGAUAUUUUCAAAAACACAAAAAAGAAGAAAAAGAUGAAAAAAUAUCAAUUUAAAGAUGAUUAAACUAAAGUUAAACAUGCAUCAUAAGCUGCUGUCACGCAUGAGUUGUGUUAGGAAAAUUACAGCCACACAACUGUUGACAUAUAAUGAGAAGUCAGGACAUUUUCUAGCUGGUAUUCCGAAAAAAAAGGGGGGGGGGCGGUUCUUGAGGUGCCAAUUGCAGUGAGCACAUAGCUGAAUGUAUAAAUGUGUACAGAUAUUAAAUAUGCUUAUUCAUGAAGUGGUAACUUUUAGCUGUGCUUUAGUUUAGAAUGGAUCACAUAAUGUUCUGGGAUUGGGAUUCUGGUGAUUAUGUAACCGUACGGACGCUCACCGUCCUCCUUCUAAGCCGUGGGCCUCAUAAAGGCACACCUUUUGUGGAAUGUGAUUUUUCUUUUUCUUGGCUUCCGUCAGUUCACGUCUCCUUGGUGUGCAAGUACAACUUCUUGGUAGCCAUCUUAGUGGUGCUUGUGCUUUAUUGAGAUGUUCUGUAACUCAAUCAAUAAGACUCUCUAUCAUAUGAGCUAUGAUAACUAUUUUCUUGUAAACCACACAAUGUUGUAAAAAUACUUUGUUUCUCUGUCACAUGACUUGAUGGUGGGAUUGAAGUGAAAUAAUAAGUCCCAAAAUGAUGCUGAAUGUAUGUAGUGCCACCGACAAAAUGUUUACCAAACCUCCACUCUUUUCAUUCAUUAAACUUCGAUGUGUGUGAUUUUAUCAA
This is a messenger RNA of Syngnathus typhle (broad-nosed pipefish), 7020 nucleotides long. RefSeq names its product slit homolog 1a (Drosophila) (gene slit1a). NCBI's taxonomy places the organism in Eukaryota, Metazoa, Chordata, Actinopteri, Syngnathiformes, Syngnathidae. Bases 389 to 4990 code for a protein of 1533 amino acids. Gene Ontology annotation, molecular function: calcium ion binding; Roundabout binding; heparin binding. The record is from RefSeq and is a predicted model, not a curated record. The transcript has 37 exons. Gene Ontology annotation, biological process: negative chemotaxis; axon guidance.